AUGGAGGAGGGUCACUGUGAGGAUGAGGUUGAGGGUGAGGGCCAGGCUGAUGUUCAACCUGAAGUUGGAACAAAAAUGGAGGAGGGUCACUAUGAGGGUGAGGUUGAGGCUCAAGUUGGAACAAAAUUGGAGGAGGGUGACUGUGAAGUUGCAAAACAAAUUGAACAUGUGGAGGAUGGUGAAGUACAUGAUGUAGAGGAGGUUGAGGUACAUGAUGUAAAUGAUUUUGAGCUACAAGAUGUAAAAGAGGAUGAGAUUGAGGAUGAUCAUGUGGGUGAUGAUGAGGGUGAGGAUGAUGAUGAGCAUGAAGAGGUUGGAGAUGAUGGUGAGGAUGAGUCUGUGAGUGAACAUGGUGAGGAUGAAGAUGUAGAUGAGUCUGUGAGUGAAGAAAGUCUAGUUGAUGUCACCAUUGAGUGUGACAUUAGUAGUUUGAAACGAAAUGUGAGGGAAGAACAACCUGACAGUCCAAUAGGUGAGUCAUCAAGGACAACUGAUAAUGAUUCCAUGCAUGAUGUUCGUGGCUUGUCUAACACUGAGUGGGUGUCAGAUGAGUUGGAUAGUGGUCCAGACAAUGAGGACGAUGAUGAUUCCAUUCGGAGAACUUUGUUUCCCACAUUUAGCAUGCCUAAAAGUUUGACGGAUUAUAAAUGGGAAGUGGGAACCUAUUUCACUGAGAAAAGGAAUUUACAGAGGCCAUUAGGACUUAUGCACUGA
Messenger RNA from Vigna umbellata (rice bean), 714 nucleotides. NCBI's taxonomy places the organism in Eukaryota, Viridiplantae, Streptophyta, Magnoliopsida, Fabales, Fabaceae. The record is from RefSeq and is a predicted model, not a curated record.